AUGUUUUGUGGUAUUUCAGAGUGUAUUUACUGCUUAACUAGUGUCAGUGUUACAAUUAUGACAUCAAGUCAUAAAUUAGCUUUAGGACUUCCUACUAAAUUAGCUCCAUAUCGAUCUGACACAGUUUACCUGGCAAUGAUAGCUACUACGCUAUCCCAAUAUGAAUAUGUUCUUAUAUGUGAUAAAUCCAAUAUCCGAGUGUCUGGAUCACCACAUGUUUCGCGCAUUUUAACAUCCGCUAUAAAUGGUAAAGAAGAUAUCACAAGUUCAGAUCCCUUUCUAAAGAUAUACAAUACCUAUUGA
Molecule: messenger RNA, 303 nt
Organism: Phycomyces blakesleeanus NRRL 1555(-)
Lineage: Eukaryota; Fungi; Mucoromycota; Mucoromycetes; Mucorales; Phycomycetaceae
Exons: 4
Coding region: 1-303 (100 amino acids)
Source: RefSeq, a predicted model, not a curated record